Messenger RNA from Juglans regia (Persian walnut), 2081 nucleotides. RefSeq names its product chlorophyllide a oxygenase, chloroplastic-like. Lineage: Eukaryota; Viridiplantae; Streptophyta; Magnoliopsida; Fagales; Juglandaceae. Bases 54 to 1658 code for a protein of 534 amino acids. The transcript has 9 exons. Gene Ontology annotation, cellular component: chloroplast. Gene Ontology annotation, molecular function: iron ion binding; chlorophyllide a oxygenase activity; 2 iron, 2 sulfur cluster binding. Gene Ontology annotation, biological process: chlorophyll biosynthetic process. The record is from RefSeq and is a predicted model, not a curated record.
UCGCCUUCAUCUCUCUCUUUCUCAGAGAGCUGGUCAGCUUCAGACGCCAAAGCAUGACCACCGUAGCUACUGCUCUUGCUCUCUCAUUGCCAAUCUCUCUUUGUAGACCAUCCAAGCUUAACACCAAGAAGGGUGUCAAAGGAGGUUUAAGGGUGUUUGCUGUGUUUGGUGAAGAAGGAGGGAUAGAGAAGAGAAGUUCUUGGGGACCGCUGUUUGAUGUGGAAGAUCCGAGGUCGAAGUUGCCGCAGUGCGAAGGGAAGUUCUUGGAUGUGAACCAAGCCCUGGAGGUGGCUAGACUCGAUAUUCAAUACUGUGAUUGGAGGGCUCGACAAGAUGUGCUCACAAUCAUGCUCCUUCACGAAAAGGUUGUAGAAGUUCUAAAUCCUCUAGCCCGGGAUUUUAAGUCCAUUGGCACGAUGAAGAAGGAUCUUGCGGAGUUGCAGGAUGAAUUAACACAAGCUCACAGACAGGUUCACAUAUCUGAAGCAAGAGUUGCAACUGCUUUAGAUAAACUAGCUUACAUGGAAGAAUUGGUGAAUGAUAGGCUGUUACAAGACAGAAAUGCGACAGCAUUAGAACAAACAUCCCCAUCUCCGAGUACAUCUACACAAGCCACCAAUGUCAUGCAGAGGCGGUUGCCACGUAAAAGCUUGAACGUGUCAGGUCCAGUUCAACCUUACCAUCCCCGCUUGAUGAAUUUCUGGUAUCCUGUUGCUUUCUCCGCUGAUCUGAAGGAUGAUACCAUGGUUCCAAUUGAUUGUUUUGAGGAACAAUGGGUUAUCUUCCGUGGAAAAGAUGGGAAACCAGGAUGUGUCCGAAACACCUGUGCACAUAGAGCAUGCCCUCUUCACCUGGGUUCAGUAAAUGAGGGUCGCAUCCAAUGUCCCUACCAUGGAUGGGAGUACUCAACUGAUGGAAAAUGUGAGAAAAUGCCAUCUACACGAUUACUUGAUGUGAAGAUAAAGUCAUUGCCAUGUUUUGAGCAAGAGGGGAUGAUCUGGAUUUGGCCAGGCAAUGACCCUCCAACAGCCACCCUUCCUUCUUUACAACCUCCCCCAGGAUUCCAAGUCCAUGCUGAGAUUGUCAUGGAGCUUCCAGUGGAACAUGGGCUACUUCUAGAUAAUCUUUUGGAUCUUGCGCAUGCCCCUUUUACUCACACUUCUACCUUUGCAAAGGGAUGGAGUGUUCCCAGCUUGGUGAAAUUUUUGACACCUGCAUCUGGCCUCCAAGGAUAUUGGGACCCCUAUCCAAUAGAUAUGGAAUUUCGGCCACCUUGUAUGGUGCUAUCAACCAUAGGGAUAUCAAAGCCUGGAAAACUUGGAGGCCGGAGUACCGACCAGUGUCCAACACACCUUCACCAACUUCAUGUGUGCUUACCUUCAUCCAGGCAGAAAACAAGGCUAUUAUACAGAAUGUCACUUGAUUUUGCUCCCCUGCUUAAGCACAUUCCUUUCAUGCAGUACCUGUGGAGGCAUUUCGCGGAACAGGUCUUGAAUGAGGAUCUGCGGCUUGUUCUUGGCCAGCAAGAGCGCAUGAUCAACGGCGCAAAUGUCUGGAAUUGGCCGGUGUCCUAUGACAAGCUCGGGGUCAGGUACAGGCUAUGGAGAAAUGCUGUGGAACAAGGAGCUAAGCAACUACCAUUCGAAAAACAAAUGUAGAAUCAGAUUUGUUGAUGGAUCUUAUGGCUUGUGUUGAUGCUGCUAUGGAACUCGAUCUGCUGGUUCCACAGAAAUCUCAGUGCAGAGAGUUGCAAGAUGAGCAUUGAAUAGCUGACGGUUUUGUUGCAGUUUCACAUGCCUUUGCUCUCUCAAAAAUCCAUCCCCAUUGCGGAAAUUGUUAAUGAUCAGAGGCAGAGAAUAAACCGUUUACACUUAGAAACCCUUGUAAACUACCAGAAACUGUUUUUUUCCCCUUACGUGUGUACAGCCAUCCAUAUUUUUUUCUUCUUCAUCACCACUUGUUGGAGUGAUGAAGAUUGCUUUCUUCUGGCCUCAAGUCUGCGAUAAGCCUCUUAACCAGUAAUCUGGAAUAUUAGUGUUUUGAUAGUACAUUGCUUUGUCCCAAUGAAAAUUCAACAUCUC